Messenger RNA from Ochlerotatus camptorhynchus, 1694 nucleotides. RefSeq lists its product as uncharacterized. The transcript has 3 exons. Lineage: Eukaryota; Metazoa; Arthropoda; Insecta; Diptera; Culicidae. The record is from RefSeq and is a predicted model, not a curated record. Bases 462 to 1328 code for a protein of 288 amino acids.
CUCAUAAAACGCAUAAAGUGCAGGAACUCAGCGAUGAAUAAAUUUACCUCAUGAAAAAAAUAUAAAGAGUGAGAGAGAAGGAUUAGUAAUUUUCGUUUAAUUCCACUACCUUAUUUGCUUAUCCUUGACAGAUAUGCGAAUUUCGUCUGCAAUGUGCAGAUUUUUUCAGUGUCUUGUACCAGUCGAGUAUUAGUAGAGUUUCAUAUGUAUUAGAAAGGCUGAACACAAACACCACAAUGCAGACUGGCUGCUAAAACAUUGAGUUCAUAUCUAUACAUUUUGUGGUGAACAAACAUUCACCCUAAACAAUUGGUGUGCAAAAUUCGGGAAACUAGGCGAUUCAGAUGUGCUAAAUUCUGCUUCUACAUUUUCUUAAAACCAACUUCCAUCUUUCCAAAAAACAGACAGACGACAUCCUCCCGAUAGCUCGGCAAAUAGCCCACGCCACAUCCCAGCCAACGAUGAAGCUCAUGAAAUUUCGAGUCCGCGUUUCUCCGCUGGUGGUGCUUCUGGUCUGCAUAGAGGCACUGCACGCACGGUCAGUCUCCGAACGAAAGCGGGACUACGACUACGAAUACGAUGCAGCCAACGCCGGAUCGCUCCACGGUAGUAAAAGUGGCUACAGUGCCGGCAGUGGUCUUCGUUCCAUCGCUCAGGGUUCGGCAGAUCAGGCCAAUACUGCCGUAGUGAAUCAGGUGGCGGCAGCCAAGCAGGCAGCAUAUGUAGCUCAAAGUACACUGGCUCAGGCAGCUUCUCAGGCCGCUGCAACGGCUCAAGCUGCCUUGGCAGGAAAACACGUUCUCCUCCAGGGGCUGGAGCAGCAAAACCUGGAUGCCCAUCAAGCACUGGAAAGUGAAAUUCAGCAGCUGCAUCAGGCGAAGAAGUCAGCGAAAGCGGCCCAACAAUCUGCCCAGCAGGCACUGAACCAUGUGCAAGUGUUGCAGGCAGCACUAAACAAUGCGCAGGUAGCAGCGGAGCAUGCACAGCAAGCCGCUGCUGAAGCUGCUGCCGAGUAUGCCUCGCAAUCGCAAAUGGUUGGAUCGGCCAAAGGGAAAGUCGAAGCCAUCGAAGAGCAGCUCAAGGCAGCUCGAGUGGACUUUGAGGCAACGGAAGAAGCCGCUCACAAGGCAUCGUACUCGGCACAGGAAGCACAAAAGAAUGCAGCCGAAGCAGCUGCUUAUGCAUCAGGUCCGCACCAAUCUUCACUGCAGCUGGAUGGCCACAGUUUGCAGUUCCAGUCGAAAGCUUCGAAACAGCCGAACCACCACGAGGAUGACGAAAUCAACAGUGGUGAAAUCGAAGUCAAUUCCAACCAGAACUUUGGAUAGAUGUUGCCAUCCCCAUCGUAAUAGAAUAGGAUUUACUUGAGUUUGUAAUCAUUAUCUAUGUUUUAAUAGAAUGACCGGAGACGCUUCAGACGCUUGAUUGUAUUAGUGCGCUGCGAUUGACUUCGAUAGACUUAAAUCAUGAACUGCUUUCAUCGAUGUUUAGACCUUAAGGUAAACGAUAAUGUGUCUAUCAGGAUGUUGACGAAACUUCCAUUAUAAUAUACUGCUGUUUUUAUUCAAACUUAAUUAUUCCCUUCCAUUAAUUCAACUCUCACAACCAUCACGUGUCAGCCGUUUCUAUGACGGACAUUUCCAACUCAGUUACACCGGAUUGCAAUGAAUGUGAUUGCGGUUGUAUGAUAUACA